Spirometra erinaceieuropaei is the source of this 6712-nucleotide messenger RNA. The record is from the annotation of a GenBank genome assembly. Lineage: Eukaryota; Metazoa; Platyhelminthes; Cestoda; Diphyllobothriidea; Diphyllobothriidae.
AUGCGCCAAGAUGCUGGUUUUCGCCGUGCCAGCAACCUGCGCCGUCUCCCGCCUUCGGUUUUCUUGAUCCUGUCUGGAUACCAGGCUCAGGAGGAUGGGGAACGAGAGUGUGUGACAGAUGCUUCGCAAGCCCACCACCACUGUAAACUCAUUCGCAUGCUUGUAACCGUCCCUGCCUUUAUCCUGCUAUGGGGAACACGGCGGAUAUCUGUAGAAGUGAAGGUAGAAACAUCGAACGAAAAUCCUUGUCGCGCGACCUCCUUCCUGUAAGGAUCAUUGCUCGUCACUUUAGAGCCAGCAGCAGAAGGUAUUUCAAGGAUGUCUACUUUAAACGGUGUACGAAGUGAUCUGAGCUACUUAUGAAAUUAAAUGCAUUUUCAAAUGAAUGCACGGUGUACAGCCUUGCGAUUCCACUACAGUGAGGUAUUCAGAGGUGGGUUCUGAAUUCCUUGACGGGAGAAUAUAGCGGCUGAAGGAAUAGUUAGCCACUCCGCAGGAUGACGACGAGUUAACGUGACGGACGGUCUCUGUAACAGCAGGUAAGGUCUAAAUUAGGAGUGAUUGCUAAUGAAACUGCAUUUUUGUCUAUUUCGGAAGUAUCUGUACUGUGAUUCCCUCAGACCGCUUAUUUACUUGUUCGCUAUGUUCAACUGUUGGCAUUAGAGUGCAUAAAAACAAAGGAAAUUUUCCGUGGAUUUCAAACUGCUUCUUCUAAGUGCGCAUCAAAACAAUAUCUCAGCAAAAGAAUAGUAAGUUGCCUUAGACAAUGGGACAUGAAUAAUGUUGCGUCAUCGGUUUCUCCCUUUAGGAAGAUCAGAUCUAAUUUUCGGGCACAAAUCGAUUGCAGGACCAUUUACUAUAAAUCGAACUGAGGGAUGUUUGUUUCAAUGUAUGUGUUUAGUAAAAGUACCGAUACGUUCUUAAUACACCGGUAACAGCAGAAUAAAUGCAGUUUUACAAGACACCUGCAGUUCCCAUUGUCACUAAUUAACGCACAAUUUUGGAAAAAACGUUUGCAUUGUUAACCGAGUUCAAGCAGCCCAAUCAGGAACGCAUCAGUUGUUGGUAUGAAAUCGGUUUAAUACCUGAGGAAUAUUAUUCCCCUUCGGUAAAACUCUCAACAGUCAAGUAUCUGACCGGCUGCUGAACGCCAUAUAGUAUUUUGGCGGUCAACUCCAAGGUAGCGUCAGCAAUCGCGUAAUGAUUCGGCGGCCAAAGCAAACUGAUUGGCCAACGAUGCCCACCUUCCUACCCAAUAAAAAGAAUGCUACUUGAAGCGCCGAGAGAAGCAUCACACGCAAAAUCCUGCGCAGUUGGAAGCGUGUCCUUCAGCCACGCGCAGCCUGGGAUAUAUAGUUCAGAAGCAUUAAAAGUAGGUGUGAUUAUAAGACUGCUGAUUGCUAUUUUCUAAUAUAUGCAACAUUCCAUCCUUACGCUUUUGUCUGCCGUUGGCGCAUGCCAAGACUUUUCGUACACGUUAAAGCAUUUACUUGUCCCAUUCUUAAGUUGAACCCCUUUAAGCUUCUCAUCGCAGAUACACACACUGUUCGGACAUGAUCACGUCUUUUUGCCGAAUUACGAGUUAUCCGGAAUGCGAAAUCAUCCUGUUUUUAAUAAUUUCUGCCAAGACGCGGAAUUGUUGUAUGUGCCUCUAGGCUUCCUAGCGAACGUAAUUUGGUUGUCGCGGCAGUAAAAGUCUUAAUUUAGCUUAACUGAGACGCUGAAAAUUGAUGGGGGUUUUUCUGGGCAUUAUUUUUUUCUCUAAACACCUUUGGUCGACCACAGAAGGAAAGAAAGCUUUAGCCCCCAAAUUCUAUACUUGAAAGAUCAAAUUGUUUUAGAAACUUGCUUUUUCUGAGACGUUUCUAGGAAAAAUAAAGUAGACACGGCACCAAGCAGUACUAUGUUUUGUAGUUGAAACCUGUAGUAACUCCUUUUUUACUUACUUGCAAGACCUGUUUUCGUUUGUUUGAAUGUUUGACAUUAUCUUAAAUCCGUCCCCAGUAGUAAUAUUUUUGUACGGUUAAAAAUACAUUUCUUGCUCAUGAUCAACGGUCAGUCCGUUAGCAAUGUGAGUGGGUGAAUCAUUUCAGAUUAGUGGUUAAUUUAAUAUUAAUCACUUAUAUUAUUUUUCGUAAAUUAUCUUAUGCACUACCGCAAUGAAUGAAAUUCGAAGCCCUACGGCAGGCAUUCCGCAUCGUUGUUAUUAUCAAAGCGUAUUACUGCGAAGUGAGAAUUUCAUCUAUAUACUGACGCAAAAACCCACUGUAAUUAAAUGCAAAUACCCUUUUAAAGAUGUCAUACAUUUUGGCUAUUUCCUUAGCUUUUGAGUGCUUUUGAACUUGCCUAUCUUAAGAUUACGUAUACAAAAGUGCUUAGGCGUUUGCGCUGAUAUUUAUUGCGUCGACCGCAAGCAGCUAGAGUGGGAUAAACGUUCGGCAAAAGGUCAUUUACUGUUCACGGUCUACGUCAAGAUGUAAUUAGGAUAAGUUGAUUUUCUCGUAUAUUUCAAGACGGGCGUUGUAUUGAAUUGUAAGAAGUGCGGAGGGGCGGGAGAAUUUUCAAACUUUGCCCAUCGGUAUGUGUUGAUGCCGAGGGGCACUGUAAAAUGCCUCUGAAACACGCCAGCAACAAACAAGUGACUGCGGGUCGUGGGCCCACAGUGAUGUCGUGUGAUCUGCUGUGUGAGGCUUACCUAAAUAAAUCUCUUUAUGGCUGUACGGCUCCGCGGUUGUCUCGCCCGCCAUCUAUGAAACACCACCGGAAUUUGGUUUCUAUCUUUAUUUCUGGUUAUUCUCGAGCUGCUGUAAUUAGCCUAAAAAUGCACUGGUUACUCUCGGCAAUCUCGAUCGCCCCUUCUUGGAUGUUUGCCAUGAAAUUCAUCCAUGCAUAAAUACAUAUAGAUGGCCAAAACAGGAUCGCAUCUUCAUUAAAAUACUUUAUACCACAAUGGUGUUUAAAAUGAAGAGGAUUAGGAGAUCCCGAGUAAGAUGUUAUUUUCUAAUGGUGCAAGCAAAGGCCGGCCUUAUUGAAAACACGUUUACCAACCGACUUACGGGAACCGCUCGUCCUUUUGCACCUCAGUUGGGCUCACUGUAAGUCCGUCCAGGCAGUUGCAUUUUAAUCGGAGUGUGUGAGCAGACGUCCGAUGAAUAAUGAAUGCGGGUUUGAGCCUUAAGUUCCACAAAUUGGAGUUUCGACAAGGCCCCAACCAGGUGUGCCUUAUCUCCGUCUACAAUGACUGACUCUUCUUUCAUGGUAUUCUACGGUCGUCCUUAUUAUUAUACGCUAUGUAAACGAGGUUUAAAUGAUUCCAGCUCCGAGAUGGUGAGUGCCUGUUUGUGCCACACUUUGCUCUUAAUUUUGGUUAUUUUUUUUAAAAGUUUUCUUCCCUUGCAGUCUGCUGUGCCCGUCUCACAGACGCUGUGCCCACACUGUUUCAGGUAACGAGAUGUAUCGAACGUUUCUAUUCACAACAUUACUUGCGACAACACUACUGGCCAAAAACACUCUGUCAGAACCUCUCCAAUUGGAUAUCAGUCGCGCUGUUCGAAGGCAUCAACAAUAUCGGCAGGCAAUCAAAUCCUCGAACAUGAUAAAGGCUGUGAGCUAUUUUCCCACAUUUUGGAAAUGUUUGCAUGCAACAUCCUACCGAAAUAAUAAUUAAUCAAGACUAUUUACUAGCACAAACUGUUGAAGGUUGUCGAAAAGUAACUGAAAGGGGGAAAUUUAGCUAGCAAGCAAGGCUGGAACAGCGUCAUCAAUCAUAAGAACUCUAACACGUUCCUAACCUCAGUGCCCAAAAGGGUCAGCCAGGAGAAUAUUGACUCCCCUUGUAUUACAUGUGGCCCUGCGCUAAACUUCAGGGGAUACCUUUUCCCGUGUACUAACUCUUACUCUAGUCCUAGCCCUCCUAACCCUAAUCCCUCUGUGAUUCAGCGCGAGGUCACCGGUAGUUCGGGGUGGUUCAUGUUGCUUUGCCAAGCCUUUAAAGCCCUUACAGCAUGCUAAACCGUUGCCACAUAACUUUGAUUUUGACUGUUGUUGCCUAGUUCUUCCAGGUUAUAACACAGGACUUUUUCAAACGGGAAAAAUAUCAAGGAUUUUUACAUAUUGCCCAACUGACGGUGCUUGGAUGCAAAAGCAGUUUUCUGUCUUUCUUUUAGGUCUGGUCUCCAGAGCUUGCAACAAAAGCCGCAGCUUUGCUAAGUACCUGCCCCGUUGAUGCCGAGCGCUUGGAAGAACAAAUGAAGAACAGCACAGAUGCGAUGAAUAUCGGUUUCAGUAGCUUCGUCAGCCCUUCUCGCAUCCGCGGCCCAGAGGAUGUGCAGCUAGGGAUCAUCGAUAUAUGGGGAUCUCAGCGGGCCAAUUUCCAGUAUUCUCGAGGUUGCGGUGAUGGCAGCUGUAAGGAAUAUAUUCGGGUAAUCAUCUAAAUAUUAGUCUUUUAAUUUUGAAAAAUAACAAUAAGAACCCGAAAACGUUAACUUUUAUGGCAAUCAAGUGCAUUACGGAAUCCUUGAAACACACUAUUUUUAUCCAAAAAUUGACAAACUUUCUCAACACUGGAAAUUGCGGUAGGCAACUUGGUUUUUACCAGGAACUAAAAAAUCUUUGACAGGCCGCUUUAGAACCAUUACGUCACAGAAGUCGAUAUUAUCUCCCCGUAACUAUGACAGCCUGGACUUCAAAAUGCAAAAUUUAUGAUUGUAUAAUGAUGGAAAGCGGGCAACUGAUAAUAUCUUUUUUUCUGCCAAACUGAGAAGCAAGAAAAAUACAAGCACUCCGUAUUCGUUCUUUAGUCAUUCCAUUAUUUUUUCCACUUUUUCGCGCAUCUGUUAGAAUAGCGCUUUUGAGCACAUUAUUCGGGCAAAGUCAAAUUUCCCAUGGCGGCUCCCACGAUUCGUAUUUAGUUCCCCAUGGAGGGAGGAUGAUGCUAGAAGCGCUUAAGUGCCCGUUAUAUAAGGCUUGUUCGUUUAAUGCCAAGUUUAUUUAAAGCAUCUGUCCUGAGUUGCAUAUGACGUAAUAGCACCCUAUUUCUACAAAGUGUAAACAGUCAGCAGACACUUAUUAAGUAUUUUUCGGGUUCAGUCCGCAUAAUGCCCGAUAAAAUCGUUCAUACAGUCGUUUGCUACUACUUCGUUGAUGGGUACCAAUCUUUAGCUUAAAAAACUGCAGCAAUAAUACUCGUCAUUCCAAUUCUGCCGCAGUCUAUGCACUUGUUUUUAUAGAUGAUUUCGGCCGGUAUGUAUCAACUGGGUUGCGCCAUGGCAAAAUGCGCAGACGAAUCCAUACUGGUUUGUCUCUACAAGGACAGGUUAGUUUUGGCUUACUUCAAACAUCGUACUUUAUCCUUUCUCUAUCGCUUUUACGUAAUUAAUGCUGAAUUUGGUUGAUUGCUCUAGUUUUGACCAACUUUAAGGAAGUAAAGUUAAGCAAAACAACAAAGAACGAAGUUUUGGUAUCAUUCAGAAUCUGGCGUUUGUGCACGCGAUCGAGAGUAUUUCCACUACGGGAUUGAUUAACAAGACCACACUAACCCGUCACACAGCAGUGAAGCCUGCAGUAAAAACUUUGCAGGUUAACAGGAGAGAAAAAAGGCAGUGAACCCAAGCCGACUGACAAAAAGGAAAAUUUUCCUCCAUAGAAACAAAGAGGCGAGAUCCUGGCAGCAGUAGAGCAGGAGACGCAAUCGUUUGAACAAGAUAUAUAUGUGCGCGGAGUUUCGAAUCCACAUUUACGUCCAUCAUCAGAGGCGGAAUUUGAUUGUCUUCGACACAGCCUGAUUUUCCUCCUAGACCUAAUGUUAAGCCAAAACGUUAGUCUAAUUGAACUCUUUUUUGUAAAAUUCAGCCCGGUUUUUUGCCUCUCUGAGGAAUGAAGUCCUCUCCAGGACGUCUAUCAGGCAGCAGCGGAUAGGAAAUUAUUUUCAGAUCGUUGAUGACGCAGUAAAGGAAGAAUAGUUUGCGCAGUACGAUAUGCCAAGAAGACAGCUCAGACCGGAAUGGCAACUUCUUGCUUAGUAGGAGUCACCAGCCAGUCAUACCCAACCACGGAGAUUCGCAACUCCUGGCUUCCGAACCCGCGUUCGCGAUGCGGGCAUGCUUGCCCCGUCGUGUCUUUGGGCUCGCUAUGCGACUGCCUGCGGUACUUGAAAUGGGACCCAAGGCACACUGAGGCGAGUAUAUCCCGUAGUGCGUUUGACAAGCGCCCUCUACCAUGGAAAAAAGUGUAGCAGAUCUAGUAAAAGCGGUUUAUUUUUUCAGCAAAAGCAGCGUCCGGGGAAGUCCUAAGAGACCAGACCCAUGAAUGAGCUAUCACGGCACGCCAACAAGCACGUUAACCCUGACUGCUGGGGCCCAGAACUGAGCCAAAUAACACGUUCUAAACCUUCUAGGAUCGGAGGAUUUGCGCCGAUGACAGUUCGACCGUGUUUACCGACUAUGUCUGCCGUACCUCCCACGGCAUCAUGGGACGCUUUCGCAUGAAUCAUUUUACAGCAGUAACGGACUUGCGCUGCGCUUACUACACUCUGUCCUCCUCCUCCUCCUCCUCCUCCUCCUCCUCCUCCUCCGCUAACUUGAGUCCGGGGACAAAGUCAAAAAGACUGGAGACAAAAUCGGGCACAGGUCGAUGGCGCGGAGUGAACCUGCGCCCAGACUUGCCACAAUGUCCCCUUCUGUAUAGCCGCUGCCAUGAGUCCGCAACCCAAUAA